Messenger RNA from Cordyceps militaris CM01, 4596 nucleotides. Its product is annotated as ABC multidrug transporter, putative. The record is from RefSeq and is a predicted model, not a curated record. The transcript is spliced from 2 exons. Gene Ontology annotation, biological process: transmembrane transport. NCBI's taxonomy places the organism in Eukaryota, Fungi, Ascomycota, Sordariomycetes, Hypocreales, Cordycipitaceae. Bases 1 to 4596 code for a protein of 1531 amino acids. Gene Ontology annotation, molecular function: ABC-type peptide transporter activity; ATP binding; ATP hydrolysis activity. Gene Ontology annotation, cellular component: membrane; fungal-type vacuole.
AUGGACGUCGUCAGGGAGCCCUUCGCCGUCCUCGGCCUGUACACCUUUUCGCCCUUUGCCCCCGUCGUCUUCAGGCCCCAUCCACACGAGGCCCUGCCCAGUGACAUCGAGACGUAUCCCCCCCGCCCGCUUCUGCAAUGGAUCAAGCAAGUGAGCGACUACGCCCGCUCCGGCCGCCUCCAAGCCGCCGUCCUCGUCCUCUCGCUCUUGAUCCUCGCUCUCAACGUUUUGCUGCGGCGCAAACAGCGCCCUGUUCCUUGCACCAACCCAGCGUCUGCCAUCAAGUGGCCCUACGAGAUUGUGUCCCAGCUCUGCCGAGCCGCCGCCGUCGCCUUUCUAAUACAGGCCUACACCAACAACCACGCCCACCUGCCCAUUGCUGUCCUCGCCGCCUAUGUAUGCGGUCUGGGCCUCGUCCGCCUCAGCUGCACUCUCCAAUGGCGUCGCCACAUCAUCUAUCACGUCAACUUGGCCCUGAUCGCCACCCUCGCUCUCCUAGCUGCCUCCGAGUACUUGCCUUGCGCCCAGCUUCGCUACGACUGCUCCUCCGAUCAUGGUAUCCACGCCGCCCUCGUCUCGCUCCUCGCCGCCCUUGUUGCCGCCGCCGCCACACCCACCGAAUGGCUACCGCCCCGGCUCCCCUACGACAUCCCCGACUACGACCCCGACGCGGAGCCCGCCCCCGAAGAGACAGUUAGCUGGUUCAACUACUUUUGCUCUUACGACUGGCUGACCCCAGUCAUCUGGAAAGGCACCCGCGGCCGUCUCGAUGCCUCCGCCGUCCCCAAGCUGGCUUGGUACGAUGAGCCGCUUUACCUGCUGCGCAAGAUUCAGCACGCCCGCGCCCUCAGCAAAUCCACCAUGUGGACUUCGCUUCGCUUUCAACGCUCCGAGCUCGCCCUCAUGGCUUUCUGGACCGGCUCUGCCUUUGCCGUCGAGAACGUUGCCCCCUUUGGCAUGUUUAAGCUUCUCGAAUACCUAGAUGUUCCCACCAUUGCCACAUACCGCCCCUGGGUCUGGCUCGCCAUGGUCUUUCUUGGCCCCCUCACCCGUUCCUUGCUCUUCCAGCAGUACGUCUUCACCUCUACCCGCCUCAUUGUUCGCAUCAAGUCGGCCAUGACCCAGGAGCUCUACCACAAGGCCCUCGAAUCCAUGGAACUCGAAGACGACCCUUUCCAGAGCGCAAAACGUGGCGGCGAUUCCAAAAAGGAAAGCUCUGCCAAGACUCAAAAGAGUACGUCAGCUGGCCGCCUCGCCAACUUGAUGGCUGCCGACGUCGACGCCAUCUUCCGUGCCAGAGAUGUCAUGAUGGUUUUCGUCGGCGUGCCGGCUGGAACAAUCAUUUCCCUUGUUGGUCUCUACCAGAUGCUCGGAUGGGUCUCCCUCGUAGGCACCGCAGUCCUCAUCCUCGCCACCCCCAUUUCCUUUUGGCUCUCAAGAACCAUGUACAAGACGCAAAUUGUUGUGCGAAAGACACAGGAUGCCCGAAUUUCCCUCGUCACCGAAUAUCUCGCUUCCAUUCGUGCCAUUAAAUUCUUCGCCUGGGAAGACGCCAUUACCAGCAAGAUCAUUGCCGCCCGAGCCAGGGAGCAAAAGGGACUAUGGAACAUUGCUGUGCUGCAGACUGUCAUCAACCAAGUAACCCAAGCGUUUCCCUUCUUUUCACUCCUCGUCAUGUUUGGCCUCUACGUUGGUGUUGGAGAUCGUCGCCUUGACGCCUCGACUGCGUUUACCACCGUCUUCCUGGUCAAGAACAUUCGCCGAAACAUUAUGAUGGCGAGCUCCCUCAGUCGCUCGUUUGCCGGGGCCAUUGUUGCUUUUGGCCGUCUCGACAAGUUUUUCGGCACCGCUGUACCUCUGGUAGAAUACCCCGUCGGGCCACUUCGCAUCAUCAAUGCUUCCUUCCGCCGCAACAAGAAGGCCGUUUUUAGUCUCGAAAAAAUCUCGCUUAAUUUUGUCGAAGGUGGCCUGAAUGUCAUCACAGGCCAGAGUGGCAGCGGAAAGUCGACUCUGCUCCUGGCCAUAUUGGGUGAAACAUAUCUCGAGACUGGUGCCGUCACGGCCCCGUCGGAUAUUGCGUAUGCUUCACAGACCGCCUGGCUCCAGAAUGACUCCAUACAGAACAACGUGCUAUUCGGCAGCCCCAUGGAUCGCAUCAGAUAUAACCGUAUCCUUGAGGCUUGUUGCCUGCUUACUGAUCUCCACGAGCUUCCGCUCAAGGACCAGACUACAGUUGGCGAAAAUGGCACCUCGCUAUCUGGCGGCCAAAAGGCCCGUGUAGCCUUGGCACGCGCUCUUUACUCUGGUGCUUCCCUCAUCCUCCUCGACGACAUCUUUUCUGCUCUCGACGCCAAGACCUCCGCCGGUGUUUGGAAGCGAGCCUUUUGCUCCAACCUGCUGAAAGGCAGGACCACAGUCUUGGUUACCCAGAUUCCCUGGAUCUCGUCUCAGGCCGAUUACGCCAUCUCUCUCGACAAGGGCCGCGUUGUCCGUGCCGAAGCCAAUAUUGGUGCCGUCAGGCGCCCAAUCACCAUUGCCCAAGUUCUUGGGGGUGACGGCGAUGAAGAUGGCGACACGGAGACCCCCAUGGAAGCCGAGUUAGAGGAAGACGUUGCGGACACUCGCCGCAAACUUCUCAAUGGCUCUGGCACUAAAGACGUCGUCAAUCAAGAAAUGAGAGCCUCCGGUAAGGUCGGCAGACUGACCUUUGUGGAGUACAUGGGCUACUUUGGCAGCCCCAUCUUUGGCAUUUCGUGCAUUGUCGGUCUUUUCCUGAGCAACAUAUUCUUCUUUGGAGGCACAUUUUGGCUGUCUGUGUGGGUCGAAGCCUAUAAUAAGAAGGGCUACGUUGACAUUGCCUUCUAUAUGGGCAUCUACGCUGCCUUUACUUUCCUGGAGCUUCUCAGCUUCGGCUUCAUCAUCGUCAUGUUUGAGUGGGGUGCAUGGCGUGCCGCCCGUAAGCUGCACAACGAUUUCAUUCGCGCCGUUAUGAGCGUUCCCCUCUCGUGGUUCAGAACCGUUCCCGUCGGCCGCAUCACGAAUCGCUUUUCUGGCGAUAUGGCCUCCAUUGACGGCAUGCUCAGCUCACUCCUCCGAUCAGCACUCGAUGCCAUCAUGAUGCUAUUCUUCCGCAUUGCCGCUAUUAGCUCCAUCAUGCCUGUUUUCAUGAUCCCGGCACUCUUCACCUGCCUUUUUGGCGUCGUCAUCGGUGAAAUGUACACGCGUACUGCUGUCGUCCUGAAGCGACUCACAUCGUCAUCGCAGUCUCCUGUCUUCUCCCAAUUUGCGGAUACACUCUCGGGACUGGCCGUCAUCCGUGCCCGAGAAGGCAAGAGCAAGGAGUUCGGUAAGGAGCUCGCUGCCAAGCUGAGAGUAUGGUCGGCGGCGUCCGAGACCAACUACAACUGUAACCGUUGGGUGGCCGUGCGAGUUGAUUUUGUAACGUCUCUGGUCGCUCUAUCGGCUGGUAUUAUUGCCAUUAAUCAGGCCGGACUGGUUGGGGCAGGCUUGGUUGGUUUCUCCCUCACCAAUGCCAACGGCCUGAACCAGACCAUCUUGAUGCUAGUCCGCGCCAUGAACGACCUUGAGGUCGAGAUCCAGAGCUUCCACCGUGUCAAGGAGUACGUCAAGCUGGAGCCUGAAGAUGCUCAUGAUACCCCAUAUCCCGACGAGGAAGACUAUGCGGAUGACGAAACAAAGAUUGUCCCGAAGAACUGGCCUCGCGGUGGUGACAUUGAGUUCCGGGGUGUGACUAUCCGAUAUGAUCCCGAUGGUCCCAACAUUUUGACCGACGUCAACCUCAAGUUCAAGGCUGGAGAACGGGUAGCUGUCGUCGGCCGCACCGGCUCUGGCAAGAGCACUCUAGUGCUCUCUCUACUUCGCUUCACACAUAUCGUCUCUGGACAAAUCUUUUACGACGGCGUCGACAUAACCCACGUGCCCCGCGACCGUCUGCGCAAGGGCCUGACCAUUAUUCCCCAGGAAGCAGUGCUGUUCAACGGCACCGUGGCGUCCAACCUCGACCCCACGGGGCUCAUUCCCCACGAGCGUCUGGAAAAGGCCCUAGAGAACUGCCGCGGCAUCGCCUCCUUUUCCGGCAGCGACUACUCAUCCGACACGGAUGCGGAUAGUGGUCGCCACAACCACGGCAUCUCGCUCGAGACAGACGUGGACGCGCAGGGCGAGAACUUUUCUCACGGCCAGCGGCAAGUUCUGUCGCUGUGCCGCGCGCUCAUACGUGAGAGCAAGCUGAUGCUUCUCGACGAGGCGACGGCGAGCAUGGACUAUGAGACGGAUCGCGGCAUCCAGCAGGUGCUGCGGGACGAGCUGGCCAGCGCGGGUGGCGCGCGCACACUCGUCACCAUUGCGCACCGUCUGCGCACGAUUAUUGACUACGACAGCGUCGUUGUCAUGAGCGCGGGCCGAGUCGUCGAGUUUGGCUCCCCGCGGGACCUCUUUGCCGCGCGGGGGCUCUUUUAUGACAUGAUCUACCACAGCGGUGAAAUGGACGAGCUCAAGACGAUCCUCAAAGUGGUGGACGACAAGGAUGCCGCUUCGAUGCAAUCGUCGAGCACGCAGGUCGAGCCGGUAGAGUAA